UCAAGAUAAAAAAAAAAAAACAGAAGAAGGAAGAAGAGGAAUAAGACGAAGAUGAUGAUGUUUGAUCAAUCGCCGCAGGCGCAGCAAGACAAGCGAGGCUACACAAGCGUGAAAAACGAUCAAGAAUUCGACAUCGAAUCAGGAGAAACCCUCUACCCCGGUCUCAGCGUCGGCGAAAAUCAACUCCGUUGGGGUUUCAUCCGUAAAGUCUACGGAAUCCUCUGCGCUCAGAUCCUUCUAACCACCAUCGUCUCCGUUAUAACCGUUUUCUACGCUCCUCUUAAUCUUCUCCUUAGGGGAAAUUCUCCUCUUCUCCUGUUCCUCGUCUUCCUCCCAUUUAUCUUUUUGAUUCCUUUGUUGAGGUAUCAACAGAAGCAUCCUCAUAAUUACAUUUUGCUUGGACUUUUCACCUUGUCCAUUAGCUUCACCGUCGGAGUUACCUGUGCUAAUACAGAUGGAAAGAUUGUUCUUGAGGCAUUGAUUUUGACAUCUGCUGUGGUUUCUUCAUUGACUGGUUAUGCCUUUUGGGCUUCAAAGAAGGGCAAGGAUUUUAGCUACCUUGGUCCUCUCUUGUAUACCUGUCUGUUUACCCUUGUCCUCACCGGCAUGAUGCAGAUGUUCUUCCCUCUUGGGCCAGUAGCACAUGCAAUCUAUGGUGGAAUUGGUGCUAUGAUUUUCUCUGCUUACAUUGUCUACGACACUGACAACCUGAUCAAGCGCUUCACUUAUGAUGAAUACAUUGGGGCCUCUGUCACUCUUUAUCUUGACAUCCUGAACCUGUUCCUUUCCAUCUUGAGGAUUCUGAGGGAGGCAAACAAUUAGUCUCCUUCACGAAUUGAUCUUGACCAAAAAUAAGAGAAUUUACUUUGUUGCAUCGCAUCUUUGUGAUGCUGUAGUAAGCAUUAUGCAGAUAUACAAUGCUUCUCUAGUAUUCCUUUACAGCUGAUAGACAGCACUUUUGGUGAAAUGGAAAAUUUGUAGCUUUACAAUUGUAUUUACGUGUGAUAUAAGAAUCUCCUUUGGGAUAUGUUCUUUUAA
Molecule: messenger RNA, 1038 nt
Organism: Vicia villosa (hairy vetch)
Lineage: Eukaryota; Viridiplantae; Streptophyta; Magnoliopsida; Fabales; Fabaceae
Product: BI1-like protein
Exons: 4
Coding region: 52-822 (256 amino acids)
Cellular component (GO): membrane
Source: RefSeq, a predicted model, not a curated record